Molecule: messenger RNA, 3168 nt
Organism: Penicillium bovifimosum
Lineage: Eukaryota; Fungi; Ascomycota; Eurotiomycetes; Eurotiales; Aspergillaceae
Product: ubiquitin-ubiquitin ligase UFD2
Exons: 6
Coding region: 1-3168 (1055 amino acids)
Biological process (GO): protein polyubiquitination
Cellular component (GO): cytoplasm; nucleus; ubiquitin ligase complex
Molecular function (GO): ubiquitin-ubiquitin ligase activity
Source: RefSeq, a predicted model, not a curated record
AUGUCGGACACACUAUCUGAUGCGGACAAGAUUCGCAAUAAGCGGCUUGCGAAACUAUCAAAUCCAGUCCAGACUUCGAGUGAUGGGAACUCCAAUUCACCACAAACCUCGGCCAAUACCUCUCCUUCACAUUCACCGGUGUCCUCUCAGCCGCCGAAUCGUGUUUACGACGCGCCAGCAACCCCGCAGCAGUCAGAAGGGAAGCGGAUUAAGAUCACACCAGCCACAGCUGCCCCAGAACGUCCACGAUCAAGCAAUUCCUCAGCGCCGAGCACUCCACCACCACCAAAGGUUGAAAGUAUCGAGUCUUUCGAAGACCGGACACUGAGUGCUGUCUUCAGGUUGACCCUCAAGGAAGAAGGCCACCGUGACAUCCAUGGCACGCGCACAUAUUUGCCCGGGCUACGGAGCGAAUUACAGGAUGGGGGCAAGGAACUGCGCAUCCAAAUCUCGGUCCUGGAUCAGGCCCUUCUAGAAGCUGCGUCCCAGGCCGAGGGGGAGCGUCCUCUCGAUUAUCUGCUUCCAUGCUGGAAGCGCAUCACAAAGCUCCACAAAGGAUUCAGGCGGACGGGCGACGGUGACCCUAAAUACCAGGUUCUGUGCGAGGCGCGGCGUCUAUGCAUGAGCUAUUGUAUCUUUGCGAUAACGAUGCCGGAGAUGUUUGGAUUCGAAUCCUCUCCAGCAACAUCGCUAGCCACAUAUCUUAUUGUGGAUCCCGAGGAUGACAAGGGUAUUGAUUUCGAGUUCAUCAACGAGGCUGUCCGGAGAUUUGACGAAGACGACCUUGUCAAGCCUGCCUUUAUAUCUGCCGUCGAGCAAUUGAGCGCAGAGCUUGUUUUCAAGGACAUUAAUAGUGACUACAAGCCAUAUGCCACUGCUCUUCGAAACCUCGUUCGCCAUGCUUCCAUCGCCACGGCAAUCACAGAAUCAAGUAUCUUCAACAGCUCAAUGGACCCUGCCUUAUUCGAGAAAGUUACUCUUUUGGGUCCAUGGUUCAGCUUGUCGCCUUUACAGGCAAAAGUGACCUUGACCUAUUUCUCUAGCCCCAAGACUCGGGACCAAGCAUAUAUCUCCAACGCUCAGCGUUCGCUUCGGAUGACACAACAGAUGCUUAGCUCAGAUCUUUUUGAUAUCAUCAACCACCUAAUCCGGGCUUCGAAAGAGGCCCGCGAUCGUGUGCUGGAUUGGUUUGCUACCGCGUUGAACAUCAACCACAAACGACGCGCAAUGCAGGUAGACCCCAACCAAGUCUCGUCUGAUGGCUUCAUGUUCAACAUUACCACAUGUCUCGACCAGCUCUGUGAGCCUUUUAUGGACCCGGCUUUCACAAAGAUCGACAGAAUCGAUGCGGAUUAUCUUCACCGCGAUUCUCGUGUCGACAUGCGAGAUGAGACCAAAAUCAAUGCUGAUCAGCAUGCUUCCGAUGCUUUCUAUGCUAAGAAGGUUGGAGGAGAUUCUAACUUCAUCACUGAAAUCUUUUUCUUGACUGUCGCUGCCCAUCACUAUGGCAGUGAGUCGCUGACAUCAAAGAUGGAGCAACUUGAGAAAGAUGUUCGACAGAUGGAGAACACAAUUACUAAAUUCGAACUCGAACGUGUUCGGUGGAUCAACAAUCCACGGCAACUGCGCACCUUCGAUACGGCUCUGAAGAAGUACAAAGACAAGCUUGAUCUAGGUAUCGCUCUUAAGUACAGUCUUCAGGGUGUCUUGUUCGAUGAGCAAUGGCAGGCCCGUUCCAUGCUCUUCAUGCGAUAUGUUACUGUCUGGCUUUUGAGACUUGUCUCUGGGAAGAACUUCCCAAAGGAAAAGAUUACACUUCCUCUUCCAGAGCAACAGCCAGAAGUCUUCCAAUGCCUACCGGAAUACUUCUUGGAGGACAUCGUCAGUAACUUCAAAUUCAUCAUGUGGUGCAUGCCACAAAUUAUUACCGCCACCCAGGGAGAUGAGCUAGUCAUGCUCUGCAUCACAUUCCUGGAGAGCUCUGCCUACAUCAAGAACCCCUACUUGAAAGCUGGACUUGUGUCGAUUCUGUUCCGGGGCACCUGGAAACGCCCUGGAGGCGCCAGUGGUGUUCUGGUAGAUCUGCUAAACUCGAUGCCAUUUGCCAAUGACCAUCUCCUCCAUGCUGUCAUGAAAUUCUACAUCGAGGCAGAACACACGGGCGCGCAUACACAGUUCUACGACAAGUUCAAUAUCCGUUACGAGAUUUUCCAGAUUAUCAAGUGUAUCUGGCCUAACACUCUCUAUCGGGAGAAAUUGUCCAUCCAAGCCAGUCAGAAUCUGGAUUUCUUCAUCCAGUACGUCAAUCUUCUUCUGAAUGAUGUGACUUACGUCCUCGAUGAGUCCUUCGGUGCCUUCAAGACCAUCUCCAGCACUCAGGCCGAGCUAAAUACCCAGGGCAACUCGAUGGAUGAGGCAACCCGUCAGCAGCGUGAAGAGCAUUUGGCAUCGGCCCAACGCAGCGCCAAAAGCUACAUGCAACUGACCAAUGAAACGGUGGCCAUGGUCAAGCUUUUCACUGAGGCGCUUGCCGAUUCGUUCACAAUGCCUGAGAUUGUGCAGCGACUUGCAGACAUGCUGGACUACAAUCUCGAUGCAAUGGUGGGACCGAAGAGUUCUAACCUGCGCGUGGAUAACCUCCAGGAAUAUGGCUUUAACCCCCGUGCUCUUCUGAGUGACCUCUUCGACGUUUAUCUCAACCUCAGUGGGAAGGAAAACUUCAUCUUGGCUGUUGCUCGGGAUGGCCGAUCCUACAAACCAGCCAACUUCGAAAAGGCGGCCGAGAUCAUCCGCAAGUGGUCAUUGAAGUCCCCCGAGGAGCUGCGUCACUGGUCUCAAUUCCAGAAGAAGGUGCAGACUGCCAGGGAAGCGGAUGAGCAAGCGGAGGAAGACCUGGGCGAUAUCCCCGACGAAUUCCUCGACCCUCUUAUGUACUCACUCAUGGAUGACCCGGUGAUCCUUCCUGGGUCACGGGUCUCCAUUGACCGCGCCACGAUCCGCUCCCAUCUUCUCAGUGACCCCCACGACCCCUUCAACCGUGUCCCAUUGAAGAUAGAGGAUGUGGUGCCUGACACUGAUCUGAAAGCCAAGAUCGAAGCUUUCAAGAAGGAAAAGCUGGCUGGCAAACGGAAAGAAAUGGUGCAUGAUCAGAUGGACACAUCUGCUUGA